AUGGAUCCUACUAGAAGAGGUGUUUAUAGCUACAAGUUUGUGGAACCUUCUUUGAAGACAUUGAGAGGAUUGGGAGCUCGUCUAGUUUUCAACAACAAAGAAAAGUUCAAGGAUGCCUAUGGGAAUCUUGAAAUUCUGGAUUACCAGUUGGCUCCUACGUUGGAGGAAUAUUCACACAUUCUGGGGGUUGAGAUUAAGGAUCAGUCUCAUUUUGUCCCUACAAAGGAACUUCCCAAGUCUCAACAUCUAGCUGAAAUCCUUCACAUAGGGAAGAAUGAGGUGGAGCUCAAUCUUAAACCUAAGGGUGUGACCCAUGGGUUUGCCUUGAAGUUUCUGGUUGAUAAGGCUAUUACAUUUGAUGAAGCUAGGAGUUGGGAUGCCUUCAACACUAUGUUUUCUUUGAUCAUAUAUGGGAUCGUGUUGUUCCCUAACAUGGAAGACUUUGCUGACUUGGCUUCUAUCUAUCUCUUCAUGGCCAAGAAUCUCGUUCCUACUCUUCUUGUUGACACAUACUAUUUUAUCCACGUGAGGAAUGAGAAGAAGAAGGGGACUACCGUGUGUUGUACCCCUCUGCUGUAUAAAUGGUUUAUUUUGCAUCUACCCAACAAUGAUCCUUUUGUUGACAACGAGGGAAAUUUGAAAUGGUCUGAAAGGAUCAUGUCCCUCACAGCUGAAGACAUCUUCUGGUAUUCUAGAGUUUACGACGGUGUUGAGAUCAUCAUGGAUUGUAGCAAUUUCCCCAAUAUACCCCUUAUAGGUACAAAGGAUGGAAUUAACUAUAACCCGAGGAUAGCAUUGCGCCAGUUGGGCUACUCUAUAGUAGACAAGCCAGAUUCUGAGCUUCUAGAGGAGUUUAUUUUGUCUGAAGGGGUUGACAACUCAAAGUUCCAGAAGAGGAUUAUCCGAGCCUAG
Lathyrus oleraceus (garden pea) is the source of this 912-nucleotide messenger RNA. RefSeq lists its product as uncharacterized. The transcript is spliced from 2 exons. The record is from RefSeq and is a predicted model, not a curated record. The coding region runs from base 1 to 912 and encodes 303 amino acids. Lineage: Eukaryota; Viridiplantae; Streptophyta; Magnoliopsida; Fabales; Fabaceae.